CCUGGAUAGUUGCAGUGGAAGCUCGGUCGCUGACCAGCAAGUCAGCGCUGACCAGAGGGACCACCGCCACCAGCCUACACCCGGGAUACGUGUUGUCCAUUAACGAUGUGUUUGAUACCCAACUGCGGCGUGCCUGCAUUGGUGAACUUAUGUGUGGAGUCACUCCAGUGAAGCCAGAGAAAACAUUGACUUCAAUUAUCGUUUGCAAACAGGGAUGUCAUCUUUCAUUCGCAAGAAUUGCAACACUAUUUUACUUCAAGACCAACCUUCCCCUCUCGUCCCGGACCCCACCAAGCCAAGGAUGUCCACUCCGGUACGGGACUCCCUGUCCUCGGGCGAGGAUAUGGGUGACGGGGAGAUCAGCAUCAACGUGGGGGGUUUGAAGAGGAAGCUGAGCCGGUGGGUGUUGGCGCGGUUCCCGGACACCAGGCUUGGCCAGCUGCCCAGGUGCCACUCGGCCGAGUCCAUCCUCCGGCUGUGCGACGAUUACGACGAGGAGUUGAAGGAGUUCUACUUCGACAGGAACCCGGCCCUCUUCCCCCUGGUGCUCAACUCCUACCACACGGGGAGGCUGAGGGUGACCGGCAAGCCGUGCAUCUUUCGGCAGGAGAUGGAAUACUGGGGCAUGGAGGAGUUCCUCCUCGACCCGCCGUGCCAGGGACGGGCGCCAGGGACCGACCAGGAUGACGUAGAUGAGACGGCGAGCACGAGACGAGGCAGCACCACCUCCUCCCUCAACGAGGUGCUCACCUUUUACCAGGACGCCUCCAAGUACGACAGCCAGAUCUUUGGCAGCUGCCGCAGGCGACUAUGGCUGAUGUUCGAGAACCCUGGCUACAACAUCGUAAGCAGGAUCUACAGUGUCCUCUCCAUCAUCAUGGUCUUGGGGUCCAUAGCCACCAUGUGCCUGAACAGCAUGGACGAGUUUCAGCUGGUGGACGGGGAGGGCGAGAGACGGGACGACCCCCGUUUUGAGAUGGUGGAACAACUCUGCAUGGCCUGGUUCACCCUGGAGCUCUUGUCCAGGUUCCUGGUGUCUCCUGGGCCCCUCCACUUCUUCAGCCGCCCUCUCAACCUGAUCGACCUGAUGUCCGUAUCCCCGUUCUAUCUGACGCUGCUGGUAAACCUGGUGGUGGACAUCAGCCCCGCUCUGCCCAACCUCGGGCGCAUGGUGCAGGUCCUCCGGCUGAUGAGGAUCUUCCGCAUCCUGAAGCUGGCCCGGCACUCGACGGGUCCCAUCACCCUCAUCUUCAACAAGUUCUCCCACUUCUACCGGCGGCAGAAGAACCUCGAGAGCGCCAUGAGGAACUGCGAGUUUGACGAGGGCCUGGCCGAACUGCCCUUGCUCAACCUCCGUGACUUCUAUGCGGACACAUGGAAUGCGGUUCAGAACACGUGGAGCCCGACCAGUCAUCACAUUUGGGGCGGCACGGCACGGCGGUGGAGUUGCUGCCUCACGGCACCAGGGACCAAUGUUUGA
Messenger RNA from Leucoraja erinaceus (little skate), 1480 nucleotides. Its product is annotated as potassium voltage-gated channel subfamily S member 2-like. Gene Ontology annotation, biological process: potassium ion transmembrane transport; protein homooligomerization; regulation of delayed rectifier potassium channel activity. The record is from RefSeq and is a predicted model, not a curated record. Lineage: Eukaryota; Metazoa; Chordata; Chondrichthyes; Rajiformes; Rajidae. Gene Ontology annotation, cellular component: voltage-gated potassium channel complex; membrane. Gene Ontology annotation, molecular function: voltage-gated potassium channel activity.